Acanthosepion pharaonis is the source of this 2031-nucleotide messenger RNA. The record is from the annotation of a GenBank genome assembly. NCBI's taxonomy places the organism in Eukaryota, Metazoa, Mollusca, Cephalopoda, Sepiida, Sepiidae.
AUGAGUAUCAACAUCUUUCUUCCUUUAUUUUUACUUUCUUUUUUUAUUACUUCUCAUUUCUUCUUUCUUUUUUACGUUCUUUCUCUCUUUCUUUUUUUUACUUUCGUUCUUUCUUUCUUUCUUUCUUUUUUACUUUCGUUCGUUCUUUCUUUCUUUUUUACUUUCGUUCUUUCUCUCUUUCUUUUUUACUUUCGUUCCUUCUUUCUUUCUUUCUUUUUUACUUUCGUUCCUUCUUUCUUUCUUUCUUUUUUACUUUCGUUCUUUCUUUCUUUCUUUCUUUUUUACUUUCGUCCUUUCUUUCCUUUUUUUACUUUCGUUCUUUCUCUCUUUCUUUUUUACUUUCGUUCUUUCUUUCCUUUUUUUUACUUUCGUUCUUACUUUCUUUCUUUCCUUUUUUUACUUUCGUUCUUUCUCUCUUUCUUUUUUACUUUCGUUCUUUCUUUCCUUUUUUUACUUUCGUUCUUUCUUUUUUUCUUUCCUUUUUUUACUUUCGUUCUUUCUCUCUUUCUUUUUUACUUUCGUUCUUUCUUUCCUUUUUUUACUUUCGUUCUUUCUCUCUUUCUUUUUUACUUUCGUUCCUUCUUUCUUUCUUUCUCUCUGUUUUUACUUUCGUUCGUUCUUAAUUUUUUAACUUUCGUUCUUUUUUACUUUCGUUCUUUCUUUCUUUUUUACGUUCGUCCGUUCUUUCUUUUUUUACUCUCUUUCCUAUUUUUGCUUUCGUCCUUUCUUUCUUUUUUAUUUUUAUUCUUUCUUUACUUUUUUUUUUACUUUCGUUCCUUCUUUCUUUCUUUUUUACUUUCGUUCUUUCUUUCCUUUUUUUUACUUUCGUUCUUUCUGUCUUUCUUUUUUACUUUCGUUCCUUCUUUCUUUCUUUCUUUCUUUCUUUUUUACGUUCGUCCGUUCUUUCUUUUUUUACUCUCUUUCCUUUUUUUUGCUUUCGUCCUUUCUUUCUUUUUUACUUUUAUUCUUUCUUUACUUUUUUUUUUUACUUUCGUUCCUUCUUUCUUUCUUUUUUACUUUCGUUCUUUCUUUCCUUUUUUUUACUUUCGUUCUUUCUCUCUUUCUUUUUUACUUUCGUUCCUUCUUUCUUUCUUUCUUUUCUUUCUUUUUUUACGUUCGUCCGUUCUUUCUUUUUUUUCUCUUUUCCUUUUUUUUGCUUUCGUCCUUUUCUUUCUUUUUUACUUUUAUUCUUUCUUUUUUUUUUUUUACUUUCGUUCCUUCUUUUCUUUUUUUUUACUUUCGUUCUUUUCUUUCCUUUUUUUUUACUUUCGUUCUUUCUCUCUUUCUUUUUUACUUUCGUUCCUUCUUUCUUUCUUUUUACGUUCGUCCGUUCUUUCUUUUUUUACUCUCUUUCCUUUUUUUUUUUGCUUUCGUCCUUUUUUUCUUUUUUACUUUUAUUCUUUUUUACUUUUUUUUUUUUUUUUUUUUCGUUCCUUCUUUCUUUCUUUUUUUACUUUCGUUCUUUCUUUCCUUUUUUUUUUUACUUUCGUUCUUUCUCUCUUUCUUUUUUUACUUUCGUUCCUUCUUUCUUUCUUUCUUUCUUUUUUACGUUCGUCCGUUCUUUCUUUUUUUACUCUCUUUCCUUUUUUUUACUUUCGUUCGUUCUUUCUUUCUUUCUUUCUUUUUUACUUUUGUUCUUUCUUUUCUUUGUUUUACUUUCGUUCCUUCUUUCUUUCUUUUUUACUUUUGUUUCUUCUUUCUUUUUUUACGUUCGUCCGUUCUUUCUUUUUUACUUUCUUUCCUUUUUUUUACUUUCGUUCUUUCUUUCUUUCUUUUUUACUUUUGUUCUUUCUUUUUAUUUUUUUACUUUCGUUCCUUCUUUCUUUCUUUGUUUUUUACUUUCGUUCGUUCUUUCUUUCUUUUUUACUUUCGUUCUUUCUUUUCUUUUUUUACUGUCGUUCUUUCUUUCUUUUUUACUUUCGUUCCUUCUUUCUUUCUUUCUUUUUUACUUUCGUUCCUUCUUUCUUUCUUUUUUACUGUCAUUCAUUUUUUUCUCUCUGUUUUUACUUUCGUUCGAUCUUACUUUUUUAA